AUAGUUGCAAGUGUUUUAUGUUAAGUGCUACUUAAGUUUUUGCUGUGAGAUUCAAAAGAUCCUCUCUCGGUUCAUGGUGACAUUCUCAAAGCGAGGAUCCGCUUGACAAAGGAGCAGCUUUAAAUGCACUUAAGAGGCAUCUGUGAUUUUAUCAAGAUUUUGGGGUAUGUCAUGAGCUGACGGUGGACAUAAACAACGAAGAUGACUCACCGGCGGGAAGAAACUCAGGAAUACGAUGAGAACACACUUAAAUUGAACCGUCACGAAGACAUAGAACUUCCAACUUUAACAAAUAUACCAAAUUUAAUAAACCAAAUAUCUUACUCAAAACACCCUGCUCCCUAUCCUGAAAGGGGAACAUGGAGUAGUAAAUUAGACUUUAUUUUAUCGGUAGUAGGUUUAGCUAUAGGUUUAGGUAAUGUGUGGCGAUUUCCUUAUUUAUGUUACAAAAAUGGAGGCGGUGCCUUUUUGGUACCUUAUUUUAUUACCUUAAUUCUUGCCGGCAUUCCUAUGUUCUUUAUGGAAUUGGCACUUGGGCAAAUGUUGACAAUAGGCGGUUUGGGAGUGUUUAAAAUUGCACCAAUCUUUAAAGGAAUAGGAUAUGCAGCAGCUGUGAUGUCAUGUUGGAUGAACAUAUAUUAUAUUGUAAUUUUAGCUUGGGCUAUAUUCUAUUUUUUUAUGUCUUUAAGAGCAGAUGUGCCUUGGAGGACUUGUAAUAACUAUUGGAAUACGAGGUUCUGUAUCAACCCUUAUGAUCGCAAGUCACUAAAUUGUUGGGAGAAAUUCACAGUUAAUAACACUGUAACAAAGGUCUGCCAAAUAAGUUCCUACAAUAUUUCAGCCGAUGAUCUCACUGAUCCUGUUAAGGAGUUCUGGGAGCGAAGGGCGCUCCAAAUCACAGAAGGAAUCGAGCAUGUUGGUUCUAUUAGAUGGGAGUUAGCUGGAACUUUGCUGUUAGUGUGGAUUGUUUGUUAUUUUUGUAUCUGGAAAGGCGUUAAAUGGACAGGAAAAGUAGUGUACUUUACUGCGUUAUUCCCCUAUGUUCUUCUGAGUAUAUUAUUAAUACGAGGCAUUACAUUACCUGGAGCCGUGGAAGGAAUCAAGUUCUAUGUAAUGCCCAACUUGUCCAAACUGACUGAAUCGCAAGUGUGGAUCGACGCAGUAACACAAAUAUUUUUCUCUUAUGGACUGGGGUUGGGCACUUUGGUGGCUCUUGGAAGUUACAACAAAUUUACCAAUAAUGUCUACAAAGACGCUCUAAUUGUGUGUACAGUGAAUUCGAGUACAAGCAUGUUUGCUGGUUUUGUCAUCUUUUCUGUAGUGGGAUUUAUGGCCCACGAACAACAAAGGCCUGUAGCUGACGUUGCCGCUUCAGGUCCGGGUCUUGCUUUUCUGGCAUACCCCUCGGCAGUACUACAACUACCAGGUUCACCUCUAUGGGCGUGCCUGUUCUUCUUUAUGAUUCUUCUCAUCGGUCUCGAUUCCCAGUUUUGUACUAUGGAAGGUUUUGUGACAGCCAUAGUUGAUGAAUGGCCUGGAUUGCUGCGAAAACGGAAAGAAGUGUUCAUAGCGAUAGUAUGUUUCCUUUCCUACCUGGUUGGGUUGUCUUGUAUAUCACAGGGAGGAAUGUAUGUAUUUCAAAUACUAGAUUCGUAUGCUGUUAGUGGAUUUUGUCUGCUGUUUCUAAUAUUCUUUGAGUGCAUUGCUAUAUCAUGGGCUUUUGGAGUAAAUAAAUUCUACGACGGCAUCAAAGAUAUGAUUGGAUACUAUCCAAUAAGCUGGUGGAAGUUUUGUUGGACUAUUUCAACGCCUUUUAUCUGUGUAAGUGUCUUCGUUUUUAACUUGAUACAAUGGGCACCAGUUAAAUACUUAAAUUACGAAUUUCCACUUUGGGCCCAUUUGUUUGGCUGGACUACGGCGUUGACAUCUAUGUUGUGUAUACCAGGAUACAUGGUCUAUAUAUGGUAUGUCACGCCUGGAGAUCGACAAGAGAAAAUACGUCUGCUUGUCAAAAUUGAUGACGACGUCCAAGCAGUACGAGCGAAAAUGCAACAAAAUGGGGCAAGCCACAACGUAUAAGAGACUGCAAAGGCUUUUAUUGGAACUUUAUUACUUAUAAGGAGAUCAUAAUCACUUUAUAGUGUAUAAAAAUUAACUUCAUAGAUAUAAAAAUACUUUGCUAACUUGAUUUUGUAAAUACGUGUAUGUAGGUAAGUUCAAACGGUAAAUUUAUUUAAAAAAAUGUAUAUAUUCAUAGUCUUUAAAAAAUGUAUUUUUUUUAUAUAGAAUUUUUUUAAUUAUGUUAAAUUUAUGUUAAUAUUAAUUACGUUAAAUAAAAUAUUGUAGAGUAUAUCAUUUAUAAGGUCCAUUAAAAAUACCGUUGCUUAAUGGCUCUGGACAAUAAGAAGAGAAUAAUCAUAGCAUAUAAUGUAUUAAUUAAACUGCACUAAUUUUGUACUAGUAUGUUGGUUUCUGAAUGCAUUAGACAUGUUUUUUCCAAAUAAAUUAUUUCAUCGUUUUUUCGCACGUUAUUAUGUCCAAAACGUUGUUAAAAAUACUUUAGAACUAUGCAAUCUGAAACCAUAGAAAAAAAUUAGAAUUUGCCAAUAUUUGAAUGUGUAGAUAUAACAAUUUCUGACAUAAUUUGUUGUGUCAUAUGACUCAACUUAAAAAAUACUCAUUAGUAUACUUAUCUUCCUAAUUAAUUUGUAUACAGUUAAGGAAAAAUAACAUAUAUAUUAGAGAUUUUUUGAAAAAAUUAUUUCAGCUAAUUAACCCUCACUUACCUCAUUAAUGAGUAUACUAUAUAUAAUAAUAACGCUAAAAAAUUUAACGCUUUUAAAAAAAUAAAUAAAUUUUAAAAUACCUAUAUGUCAUAAUCAAUGUACUUGAAACUCGACAAGGCAUUUUGUUUUCAUUACAAAAGUGGGUUGGUUUAUUCCAUUGUAGUAAUCAUUUUCUAAAACCAAGUUUUUAACUAGUCACUGUAUUCAUGAUUGUUAUUGAAAUCAAAUUUUUUAAAUAAAUAUUU
Messenger RNA from Diabrotica balteata, 3031 nucleotides. The record is from the annotation of a GenBank genome assembly. NCBI's taxonomy places the organism in Eukaryota, Metazoa, Arthropoda, Insecta, Coleoptera, Chrysomelidae.